AUGGUAAUUGUUGGGAUCACUGGGACUUUAAGCGCUGGCAAAGAAACAGCAGCUCAGUAUCUCCAAGUCGUCCACGGCUUUCACAUAGUAAACCUAGAAAACAAGAAAUGGGAAGAAAACAUCCCUCGUAAUUUUUAUUUAGGCGAUGAUUUUGAGACUGAAGAAAGCUUCCGAGCUGCCAUUGCUACACAAGCUUUAAAAAUGAUAAUGAGUGACUGGACUCAGCACUAUAUUGUCUACCCUAUCACUCUGCCAGAAGAACUCCUGAUUUUCCGAAAACGUAGCUAUUUCAUGCUCAUCGGCCUGGAUGCGCCAAUUAGAAGCCGCUAUGCAAAUUACUGUAAAAAGCAUGGAAAGCCAAAAAAUCAAUUGCAAGGCUUUUUGCAUAUGGAUGACCACGUAAAUUCCACAUAGACCAAGUUCGGCCAUGACGGGUAUCCCUGCAGAAUCCACGAGUGUCUUCUGUCUGCUGACCGAAUUAUUCAGAAUAAAGGGACUUUAGAAGAACUUUACCUGCAGCUGCGCAUGCUUGACUCAUUAAAUAUUGAACAUGUGCGGCCUUCAUGGGACACUUAUUUUAUCAGGCUUGCAGAAAUGGCCUCUACAAGGUCUUCUUGUAUGAACUAUAGGUCAGGCUGUGUUUUAGUGCAAAAUAAAAGCAUUAUUUCUACAGGCUAUAAUGGGACACCUACAAAUACGCUAAACUGCAAUGAAGGAGGAUGUGAUGCUUGUAAUAGAGGGGAAGACACUGAGGACUGUAUUUGUAUACAUUCAGAGAUGAACGCGUUAUUGGAAGCUGGGAGACAAAAAGCAUCAGGCGGGACAAUUUAUUGUACUCAUUUUCCAUGUUUGGGGUGUGCCAAGAGUAUUCUUCAGUCUGGAAUUGUGAGGGUUGUGUACAGUAGAAUAGACUCGUUGAACUCGACAAUUGAGCAACUUUUUAUUAAUGCUGGGGUACAGGUGGCCUGGAAACCGCCGGCCAUUGUGGCGGAUAUUCAAAUCAGUGAGAAUUUGGCCCCGACGAAUGAUUAA
Blepharisma stoltei is the source of this 1032-nucleotide messenger RNA. The record is from the annotation of a GenBank genome assembly. Lineage: Eukaryota; Ciliophora; Heterotrichea; Heterotrichida; Blepharismidae.